This is a messenger RNA of Ogataea philodendri, 600 nucleotides long. RefSeq lists its product as uncharacterized. NCBI's taxonomy places the organism in Eukaryota, Fungi, Ascomycota, Pichiomycetes, Pichiales, Pichiaceae. The transcript has a single exon. The coding region runs from base 1 to 600 and encodes 199 amino acids. The record is from RefSeq and is a predicted model, not a curated record.
AUGCGCGAGCUCAUGGUGACGAGGUCUUCUUCCCACUGUUUUUUCAGUUCUGGGGUGUUGAGGAUCAACGACACGAUUUUGGCUCCGUACGCUGGCGGGUUCGACAGCUCGGACCGGACGAUCUUGGACAGCUGCGACAGAACGGCCUUGUUGAGUGCGGCGUCGUGGUCUGGCAACACCACGUGCACUGCGCCGACCCGUUCGCCGUACAUGCCUGCGUUCUUAGCAAACGACUGGCAGACCACGAUCGGGAACCGGUACUGUUUGUCCACGGCCUCGCGCACGGCCCACGCGUCUUUUUCGAGCGAGCCCGACGAAAAGCCCUGGUACGCCGAGUCGAACAGAGCCAAAUGGCCGCCCUGUUCCACAGCCUUGAGGAUCUUGAGCCAUUGGUCAGGGGUCGGGUCCAGUCCUGUUGGGUUGUGCGCUGUGGCGUGCAACAGGAACACAGACCCUUGUGGGGCCUUCUUAAUUGCGUCCAGGAACCCGUCCAGGUCCAGCGACUUGGUUUUCGCGUCCCAAUACGGGUACGUAGCAAUUUUCAGUCCAAUGUACUCAAAUAGCUGGAUAUGGUUGGCCCAAGUUGGCUGCGAAACGUAG